CCGUCCUCGCUGGGCCCGGGGGCGGGGGCGGGCGCCGGCCAGGGCCCCGGCCGCCUCACGCGCCGCCUGCUCUGCUACCACGCCGACCACUGCGCGUCGCGGGGCUCGCCGCCCCACGCAGGUGGUCCAGAAGUGAGUGAUGUGCCCCCACCGGCCCCUCCGCCCCCUGGUGGCAGCGUGUCAGUCGCCACCUCCACGUCGUCGGUGCCGCCCACGGCCGGCAUGCCCACGGGCCCCGGCGAUCGCCCUGCACCACUCACACUGUCUGAACUGCCCGAGCCGCCCAUCCCAGUGUCCGAGAUCGGGCCCAUCCCGCCGCCGCCCAUGUUCAGCUCGUCUCCGCAGCCACCACCCACCUCUGUUGGCAUGCCUGUGCCCACAUUCUUGUUUGAUGAUCAAGAUGAGGGCUCGUGCUGCGAUGAAGGUGAGGAUGAAGAUGAUGAAGGUGAUGAAGACGAUGCACACUACCUGUUCCGUGUUCCACAGCCUGAUCCAAGUAUAGACACGACACGUGUUGAGGAGAUACCGGCAAAAGAACCAAAAUUCCAUGCUGUGCCACUUAAGUCUGCAUUGAAAAAGAAAGGUAGUGGAGGCAGUAAUACAGGAGGGAGCGGUCCAGGUACUCCACAGAACACACCAACACAAGAAAGCAGGCCUCUCACUCUGCGCCAGGACCAUACGUCCUUCAAUGCUCGUCCUGUGAGAUUCGGAAUCCCUCUGCCAUGUACAAUGGAAAAUAAGGAGAACACAAGGCCAUAUGUGAUAAGAGAGGAUGCUGAUGGACCAGUCCUUUAUCGAGAAGAUGCUGACAGUGAUGAGGAAAGUCGCCUUGCUGCUAAGAUUGCACGGAAAGAUAGUUUGGCUCUGAAACUUGCUUUGCGGCCCAACAGGCAAGAACUGAUUGCUCGCAACAUAAUUCACGAAGAAAGUGAAAAUGAACGAAUGGAGACAAAGGAAGCAAUUGGUGCACGGCUGAUAAGGCGGCUGAGCAUGCGACCAACACAAGAAGAAUUGGAAGAAAGGAAUAUAUUAAAAAAACAAAGUGCAGCAGAGGAAAAGAAGAUGAAAGAAGAAAAGAAGAGGAUGCUUCUGCGAAAGCUUAGUUUCAGGCCAACAGUUGAAGAGCUCAAGGAGAAAAAGAUCAUUCGAUUUAAUGAUUACAUUGAAGUGACACAGGCACACGAAUAUGACAGGAGGGCAGAUAAACCAUGGACUCGCCUCACACCUAAGGAUAAGGCUGCCAUCCGUAAGGAACUCAAUGAGUUCAAAAGUUCUGAAAUGGAAGUGCAUGAAGAAAGCCGUCACCUCACAAGGUUCCAUAGGCCAUGACGACAGCAACGUAUAGGCAAGGAAAUCCACUGGGCCAGUGUCAUUCAGGGGCCGCUCAUGAAGAGUGUACUUGUGAUAGUGAUGCUGCAAUAUAGUGUUACGUCCAAGCUGACUGACUUUUACACUCUCAUCCUGGCCAGAAGUGAUCCUUUUUUCAUAUGAAAAUGAAUCACAUCUGUUACAUAUUGAUUAAUUUCAUAUUAUUAGAGCAAAUUUGUGUGUAAGAAACAAAUUUUAAUAUCUCGUCUGUAAAUAAUGUAAAAUUACCUUUGCAGCCAUUUCUCGUAGGGAUGGCUUCUGGACUCAGUAGUGCAUUUUUUGGCACAACUCUUUAAGGGAAAGAAAGUAAUGGUUACCCACCAAAUCUUCAUAGAUGAGUAAAUUUCAGAAGUGGAGAUGAGUCUGCAGUUUUGUUUUGCCUGGUUGUGUAGCUGUGGGUGUUCAUGGCUGCAGUUAUGCUGAAUGUAGUACAUGAGAUAAUUGCCUUAGAAAAUUGAUUGUUUCUAUUAAGCCUGUCUAAAAUGGCAACUGUAUUUAUUACUGUUUUUGUAGAUAACAAUGAUCAAGUCUUAACCCUGUGGUUUCUCAGAGUAUUAGAGAAAUCAUUAUGAAAGUUUUAUGUCGCUACCAACUUUCUCGGGACAUGAACAAAUUAUUUUUUAUUAUUCCAGUUUUCUUUAUAUAUUGAGUUAUUAAAUGAUAUGUGAAUGCACUUAGUCUUGUUAUUAAAUAAAACUAUAUAUUUCCUGAUGAACAUUGUGCAUGUAGGAUAUUCCCAGAAAAAAUAUCAGUGUCUGGCUGGUUGCACCAUUGCCCUGUAAUUAAAAAUAAAAUUCAAUCUAUGUUUUUAAACAAUUUGUGAGAGAGGUGUAUUUGAGUGUAUUGUUGCAAUAUUACUGCUAGAAACUGAAGUAGUAACACUUGAUUUAUCUUUCAAGUGAUUUUUUGAUACAGUUCUUCAGUAGUGUACAUCAAUAUUCAUUAUGAAGUCAGUAAAUCCUCCUAAUAGUUAUUCUUUUAUUUUGUGAUUUAUUACUCGACAUAUUGCCCUAAACAUAAGAAAAUCUGCAUUAAGUAGUUUUUCAGAAUCAGAACUGCUGAAAAAUUAUGAAAAUUUAUAAUGAUCUCACUCAAUGUAUGUUACCAGGAGUUAACCAUUAUCCCUUUGAAUAUGGCUACUAUAACCAUGAUAUGAUUUUUCAUUCUUACCAGUGACAUUGCAACUGUACAUCCUGACAGCUUUUGUUUUAUUAGCAGUUAACAACUACAAAUAAGAAAAACAGAAGUUAAUAUUAAACAACAAAAAAUGGAAAAAGGGGGAAAUUACUCACUUGGUUUGAAACCAGAAUAAUGAUGGUAACCAAUGUUGUACCAGCAACAAAAAGAACUACCUUUUCAGAUAUAAAAUAUGGGAAGUGUAGAUGAAGUAAACAGAACAUGUUAGAAAGAAACUAUUGAGUCUGAGGACAGAGAGAUAUUUCGGUGGAAAACUGAUCAAAACUGCCAUCUUGAUAGGUGUGUUUAAGUCUAUACAGCUGAGAAAGUUAGACGUUUUACAAGUGUCAUAUACUAGAGCACUGCUUGCUAGUAAUAAUUACAAGAAUGUCAAUGUGAAUGUGAAUUUCAGCGAUCCCUUUGUGAAACAAUUAAGAACUUCACUGUAUGUAAAGUAGCUUAACAGAAUCAAAGUAAUAAUUUCAUGAAUGAAAUGAAAGACAAACAACAACAGACAAAUUUAAGGGAAGGAGAAUUGGGAGAAAGAAGGGAAGAUAAGGGAGAAAAUUGACAAGUAGCUGAAAAACCAAAUGGCAUAUAUAUGAAAAGAGUUAAAUAAUAAUGCAAACAAAGAAGGCCAGUGAUAAUGUGAGUUUGCUUAGUUAGUUUCAAUGAUAAAAUAGCUAUCAUCUGUUUAGUUCCAUUGCUAGGAAGGGGAAUGUUGGCAAAUUAGAUGCAUUACAGACACUGAGAUGCCACUUUUUAAUUUGGAAAAUGAUGUCUACAUAACUUUUACUUUAUGUGCAUACCAGUGGAUAAAGGGGGGAAAAAGAUCCCUGGAACAGAGAGGUUAAAUAAUGCAGGAUAAUAUUUUACAUUACAUAUUUGUUUGAUAUAUAUAAUUUUUUCAUUGUCUUACUUAUAACAAAACCCAAUAUUAACUAAGAAAUAGGGCAUGGUUUGAUGAGCUUCCAUGCAUCUUCAUUAUUGUCCUUAAUUUAUUACACUUUCCUCGUUUUUUCCAAUGGAUCAGAUAGGCUGAACUUGUGUUUUCCUGAUGCCACCUCACCAUCCAUUGUUAAAGAAGAGCUCAGAUCCGUUGUGGUUUUGUUACAUUUUCCAAAUUUUUUUGACGAGUUGAUAUUCACAACUUUCUUUUGAUGCAGUUGGGUAGAAGUGAAGAGUCUUCAAAAAGCUUCAUAUAAUGUCUUUAUUCAGUAAGAUAAACUGAUUGUUAUUGAUAAUGCAAUUUAAAUAUUACCAGUCUGUGCACAUUAUGUUCAAUGAACAUAAUGUUUGCCAAAUUAUUACUCAUGAUAUUUAUGCAUACCAUAAACAAUAGCAUAGUGAUGAAUGUCUUGAGACCGUUGCUCAUUUUUUGUGUAAUGUUAUUCAUACAGAUAUGAACAUUAGUGCUUUAUUGUCCUUAUUUGGGAAAUAUCUGAUGUGACCUGUUUUUGGAUAUCUUUUCCUAGUUGAAACUGGAUAGUAUUUGUCAAGAGAUAUAUUGACCCAGAUGUGUGUUUGGGAUGGCAUUCUCUGUGAUAAAAUUUUCUUAAUGUUCGUUACUGACAAAUAAUUCUUCACUGCACACACAUGAAAUUGAUGUGCAAUGUAAUACAUGCAGCAGAUGUUUUUGAAAAACAGAAGAAAGAGUGUGUGUGUGUGUGUGUGUGUGUGUGUGUGUGUGUGUGUGAGAGAGAGAGAGAGAGAGAGAGAGAGAGAGAGAGAGAGAGAGAGAGUUUUACUUGGUGAGUAAAGUUGCAUAGUGUGAACCAGUUAUCCAAUAGGCAUGUAUGUCAAUUACACCUUUAUAUGGUAUACGGAAAGAAGCUGCAUGAACCAGUUUUUCUGCAAAAACUGUUUGAAAAUAAGGCAUUUCAAAUGAUUUUUUUUGCAUUACCUGUAUCAUGUUUUGACCCAAAGUGAUCUAUAGAUGAUGUAGCAGAAAUCUUUUUAAGUAUUUUAUGUGAGAUUAGAUUUUCAGGAUAUUCCAUGAAAUAUAUUUUGCUAGGAAUUUAUCUUUGAACCUAAUUUAUGUUUGAUAUUUUUGUACUGAUCUUCAGUGAAAGCACAGCUUACCCCUUACUUUAUCACAGGAGGAGUUGUUUCUUUAUUGUAUAUAUCUGACAUUUUAUAACUGUGUGAAGCUCAGAAGUUGAUCGAUUUAUUGCAGUAUCUUUGUUGUUACUUCAUUUUUAUCAUUAUUUGCUAGAAACUUUUAAAAAACUAGAAUCAAGGAUUUAAAAAACAGUUUCAUUGACAGUCCUCCCCUUCCAGGUAUGGAAUUAUUCAAUCUUCCAUCAAAUACUUUUACAUUUAGGUAGGAAAUUUAUAUUUGCUUGUGUUUGAUUAUACACAAAAAUUGUCAUUGUGGAUUGAGAGCUGGCCACUCUUUGUUUCUGUCUAUCUUUUACUAUAGUAGAACAUUCCGUUUGUGGAGGGUCAGAUAACAAAAAAAAAUGGUAUUUUUUAUUAGCAUCACUCAUCUUUCAUUAAUUAACUUUUGUUAUGUUAGGGCACAAGAGCUGUUAAUCCCACUGCAUACCAGUCCUCCCUACUAUCCCAUCUCAAACAGCGAAUUGUGCAGUCUCCCACAAUAGGUACAGUAGUUAUAUUUCUACCAAGUAUCAGAAUAACGAGACUUUUAAUUACAUGUUAUACACUACAAAAAUUAUUUAAUGCCUUUUUGUUUCAUGCAUCUUAUUAUUGCAUCAAUGAAUGUAAAUCUCUUUAAUGGCGAAAUUUCUGUAUCUCACACAUCACAUUAAUUUUUAAGAACUUAUUACAUAUGUGUCACAUCAUGUCUACAGAGACAAUUUCUGCAAUGUAUUUGUUGUGAAAUGUCAAAGGGUAAGGAAGUCUACAAACAAGAAUUGAAACUAAUAUAGUGAGAGCUAAACUUUGAAGAAAUGUGAUGUAAUAACUGACUGUCUUGGAAUUAAUCACUACACUUCACUCAUGAAGGUUGUGUAUGAAUACACUCUCUCUGUUUUUCACAAAUAUAUUUUGUUAGCUGAAUGAUUUGAAUAUAAAAAUAUUUCUGUAAGUAGAAAUUAUACAUAAAAUAUACAAAAACUAUCACAUGUAGCAAAUGACAAAGCUUAUCUUAGUUGUAAGGCUAUCACUUUUUUGUAUCAAUAUUUACAAUUUUGACAACUCUUAAAAAUUUUAUUAAGAGUGUUUAAAUGUAAAUUGUGAUGAUGAACUUAUUUUGUUCUAAAUAGGGGCCAUCAAAAUUUGGCCAUUAAAUAGUAAAAACCUCAAGUGUAUCAAAUUUUAUGCAUUCACAAUGUAAUUCUGUAUCAUAGUCAUUUUAUUUGUAUCAUGGGCAAAUCAUAACUGUGACCAAAUUUUUUUUCUUUUUAUUUUCCUUUUUUCUUUUUCUUUUUUUUUUUUUUUUUUUAAAAAAAAGGAUAGGCAUGUGGCAGCCUGCUGAACAUGUGCAGUUCAAUGAAGGACUGCUCUCAUAACUGUGCAUGUUUCAUUAUUUAACUUUUCUUAAAAGUGUCUUCCGUGCAAAUAUCAUUUGCACUGCUUUGACAAUUGUGUUGUGCAUCUUCUGCAGCCGCUGUGAUUAAACCCAUUAAGAAAAUAAAAACAUAAUUUUUCCAAAUUUGUUUUAUACUCUAGCUGACUACUGUAUGGAUUAACAUCACAGAGGUACUGAUGUGAAAUAACUGCUAGCCUAUGAGAUGUGAUUAUUGUAAAUUUAUUGGUCUGUGCUACUGCAAAGAAUAUUAAUUUUUCCUGUUUUGAUUGAUCCAAGUGGGAACUCCAUGAGUCAAAGGUGUUAUGCAAGCAAUCAAAUAAUUGUACUAAAGAAAACUCAAAUACCUAGACUCAAAUUUGACAGCAUCGCAUAAAAGAUAAAACUGAAUCUCAAACUUUUAGAACUAGAGACAGAUUACUUUUUAAUUUAAACAACAGAAAGGAAAAUACACAAACAAUAGCAUUCUUAAUAAGGGUCGAGAAGAGAAGAUUACAUUCUUAGUUUAAUCUUUAAUUCGUGAGUAGCAAUGCUCUACUUCUAGAAGUAUAAGAUUCAGACGUAAAAAUGCAAACUGUAUAAGUUUUGGGUGGGUAUGGACAUUUGAUCUAUAUAUUUAUAGUAGUUGCCACUACAAACAUGGAAUUAAUAACAACACAUCUGUACCUUUGUGUUAGCAGUUUGUUUAAUAACAAUAGAUUCUCUAAAGUCCUGCCAUAAAUAAUAUGAAAUGUUAUUUGUAGUUGACGGGCUGAUGACUGUAAAGUGUUUGAAACCUUUUUUUGCAUCAAUUGUUGAGUGUGACUGUGCUGUAAACUAAUUGUAAGUAUGUGGAGUGAAAAUGAGUUGUCCAGUUUUAUGCAUCAGUAUAUUAUGUAAAAUCAUUCCAGUGUAAAAGCUUUUGUUCAUGUUGAUUUGUGUGGUCCUCCUCCAGUUUUACUUCUCCUGACCCCAUAUACCUCCCCUUCCUCCUCUUCUGAUUUUCUUUACAAGUGGUGUGAGAUAUUCUACUGUAUGAAUUGUUUCUGCGCUGUUAGUGGAGCUCAUUCUGCAGAUGCUCUAUAAUGAUUCUCAAAAUUUUGAUCUCUUGCUGUAUGACAAUCUCAAAUGAUAGACUAAAUAGUUUAACUGAACUUUGUAUUAUGACAACACAUUGGGUCAGCCUACAAUACCUCAUUCUCUCAGAGUACCUGAAUGAAUGUCAGUAACAUAAGAGAGGCAAUUCUAAUACUCUCAAUAUGAUGAAAGUUCCACCUCUAGCUGCCCUAAAUUUAACACUUCCCUGAAUGCUGAUUCUAAUGUAGCAAUUUUGGUGCAAGUACAAUUGGAAAUAAAAUAUUGAUUUUUGAAAGAA
This is a messenger RNA of Schistocerca piceifrons (Central American locust), 7388 nucleotides long. RefSeq names its product phosphatase and actin regulator 2-like. The record is from RefSeq and is a predicted model, not a curated record. Lineage: Eukaryota; Metazoa; Arthropoda; Insecta; Orthoptera; Acrididae. Gene Ontology annotation, biological process: actin cytoskeleton organization. Gene Ontology annotation, molecular function: actin binding. The transcript is spliced from 9 exons. The annotation marks the transcript as partial.